AGCAAGCAUCCUCAUAGCAAUCCGGAGUAGCAUGAUCAUAGUCUUCUUCUUCCUCUAGCUCGCUGCAACUCCUAACAAAGCUCUUCUUCUCCAUUGCUCCCUUCAUGCAAGCUACUACUAGCUUUUCUCCCGCUUGAAACCACCAGUAGGAGCUCUCGACCGAUCUCGGGGACGACACCCGGCCGCCGGCAGCCAUGGCGCGGGAGCAGCUGGAGGUGCUGUCGGCCCUGGACACGGCCAAGACGCAGUGGUACCACUUCACGGCGAUCGUGAUCGCCGGCAUGGGCUUCUUCACCGACGCCUACGACCUCUUCUGCAUCUCCCUCGUCACCAAGCUCCUCGGCCGCGUCUACUACUACCGCGCCGGCUCCCUCGACCCAGGCUCCCUGCCGCCCAACGUCGCCGCCGCCGUCAACGGGGUCGCCUUCUGCGGCACGCUCUCCGGCCAGCUCUUCUUCGGCUGGCUCGGCGACCGGAUGGGACGCAAGAAGGUCUACGGCAUGACCCUCAUGUGCAUGGUGCUCUGCUCCCUCGCGUCCGGGCUGUCCUUCGGGUCCACGCCCGCCAGCGUCAUGGCCACGCUCUGCUUCUUCCGCUUCUGGCUCGGCUUCGGCAUCGGCGGCGACUACCCGCUCUCCGCCACCAUCAUGUCCGAGUACGCCAACAAGAAGACCCGCGGCGCCUUCAUCGCCGCGGUGUUCGCCAUGCAGGGGUUCGGGAUCCUCACGGGCGGGGUGGUCACGCUCAUCGUCUCCGCCGCCUUCCGCGCCGCGUUCGACGCGCCCGCGUACCAGGACGGCGCCGUCGCAUCCACCCCGCCUCAGGCCGACUACGUGUGGCGCAUCAUCCUCAUGUUCGGCGCCAUCCCGGCGCUGCUCACCUACUACUGGCGGAUGAAGAUGCCCGAGACGGCGCGCUACACGGCGCUCGUCGCCAAGAACGCCAAGCAGGCCGCCGCCGACAUGUCCAAGGUCCUCCAGGUCGACAUCGCCGCCGACUCCAAGGACCCCGCCGACGACGGCAGCCCGGACCGCAACUCGUUCGGCCUCUUCUCCAGCGAGUUCCUGCACCGCCACGGCCUCCACCUGCUCGGCACCGCCACCUGCUGGUUCCUCCUCGACAUCGCCUUCUACUCGCAGAACCUCUUCCAGAAGGACAUCUUCACGGCCAUCCACUGGAUUCCCAAGGCCAAGACCAUGAGCGCCCUCGAGGAGGUGCACCGCAUCGCGCGCGCGCAGACCCUCAUCGCGCUCUGCGGCACGGUCCCGGGGUACUGGUUCACGGUGGCGCUCAUCGACCGGAUCGGCCGCUUCUGGAUCCAGCUCGGCGGCUUCUUCUUCAUGGCCGUCUUCAUGCUGGGCCUCGCCUUCCCGUACCACCACUGGACCACACCGGGCAACCACAUCGGCUUCGUCGUCCUCUACGGCCUCACCUUCUUCUUCGCCAACUUCGGGCCCAACUCCACCACCUUCAUCGUCCCCGCCGAGAUAUUCCCGGCCAGGCUCCGCUCCACGUGCCACGGCAUCUCCGCCGCGGCCGGCAAGCUCGGCGCCAUCAUCGGCUCCUUCGGGUUCCUCUACCUCGCGCAGAACCAGGAUCAGAAGCUCGUGGACCAUGGCUACAAGGCCGGGAUCGGGGUCAGGAACUCGCUAUUCAUCCUCGCGGCCUGCAACUUCCUCGGGAUGGGCUUCACCUUCCUCGCGCCCGAGUCCAACGGCAUCUCGCUCGAGGAGCUCUCCGGCGAGAACGACGACGAGACGACGGCGCCGGCGCACGCCAGGACGGUGCCCGUGUGAUCAGAGAAGAUCACUUCGGAAUCAGUUGCGUAUCUGUUCGGAUGGAUGGUUGUAUCGGCGGGCUACACGUGUACGCGUACACGUAGGAGUCCAACGAAGGUUACAAUAAUUUUCCAUGUUAAUUAAGCUAGAGUCGGUAAUAGCCCAUCAAGAUGCGAUGGAUCCAUGCUGCCAGUCUAUACUCUAUAGUAGUAGUAGUACACUUGUGUUAGACAGAAUGAGUUGAGUGGGUGGUGAUAUGUUUACAGUCAAGGACGUGAUUUUGUAUCGACAUGAAGAACAAAUAUAUUACUCCCAGAUCUACC
Lolium rigidum is the source of this 2101-nucleotide messenger RNA. Its product is annotated as probable inorganic phosphate transporter 1-4. Gene Ontology annotation, cellular component: membrane. The record is from RefSeq and is a predicted model, not a curated record. NCBI's taxonomy places the organism in Eukaryota, Viridiplantae, Streptophyta, Magnoliopsida, Poales, Poaceae. The coding region runs from base 195 to 1796 and encodes 533 amino acids. Gene Ontology annotation, molecular function: phosphate transmembrane transporter activity. Gene Ontology annotation, biological process: transmembrane transport; phosphate ion transport. The transcript has 2 exons.